AUGGCGAAGUUCACAGUUUUCGUGGCCGUUGCGCUUCUCGUCAUGCAAGUGUACACACGUGAUAUCAGAUCAAACACACCCAGUGCUGGCAACUCUAAAAAGAAUAUUACCUCUUAUAUAAAAUACAAUGAAUUAGUAUAUAUACUUGAAACUAGGCAUGGCAAUCCUGCUAAAAAGCCAACCCGAUUGACACCAUGUGCCAGAGCGAUAUUAAGCUGUUGUGAAGAAAAGGUGAUUAAUGAAGGUUGCUCUGAAUCUCUCAAAUGUGGAGCCUACUUCUUUGAUGACAAUCCUUGUGAAGACAAAUUCAUAAUAGACGCUUUGGAAGCAGCGAAACUUUUCUAUCAACAAUUAGUGGACUAA
Danaus chrysippus (African queen) is the source of this 363-nucleotide messenger RNA. NCBI's taxonomy places the organism in Eukaryota, Metazoa, Arthropoda, Insecta, Lepidoptera, Nymphalidae. The record is from the annotation of a GenBank genome assembly.